Messenger RNA from Serinus canaria (Common canary), 3573 nucleotides. RefSeq names its product RNA polymerase mitochondrial (gene POLRMT). Lineage: Eukaryota; Metazoa; Chordata; Aves; Passeriformes; Fringillidae. The transcript is spliced from 18 exons. Gene Ontology annotation, cellular component: mitochondrial DNA-directed RNA polymerase complex. The record is from RefSeq and is a predicted model, not a curated record. The coding region runs from base 148 to 2949 and encodes 933 amino acids. Gene Ontology annotation, biological process: mitochondrial transcription. Gene Ontology annotation, molecular function: DNA-directed RNA polymerase activity; mitochondrial promoter sequence-specific DNA binding.
AGAUGCCAAAUGACAAGAGUAACCAGCAGGUGCUGCAGCAGACCAUCCAGUCCAACCUGGAGUGCUUCCUGUUCCUGCAGCAGGCAGAGGAGGCUGAGAGGUACCUCCUGCUGUGCCACAGCUCUCUAGUGAAGAGGAAGGUGCUGGAUGUUGGUGCCUUCAACAUCGUCAUGCGCAUCUGGGCCAGGAAGAUACCUGCAGCAGCUGAACAGCAGUGGCUUCCAUGUGGAUGAGCUCUUCCAAAAGUGCCUGUUUGAGGAAGAUGAGAAGGAGAUGGUGCUGUGGGCCAUCAGGACUGUGCAGCCCAACUACCAGCUGCCUCCUCCACCCAGCCCCAAGAUCUCCAAGUCUUCUCUGCUCCAGGACUUCUAUUCCAGAGAGACGAUGGGGUCGUACCCCAAGCUGGAUUUCUCCAUGAAGGAGUUGCAGGAGCGCUUCCAGCAGCAGCUGGAGAUGGAGCUGAAGAACACCGUGACCAUCGAGUCAGUGGAGGCAGCCAAGCCCCUGACCCCACAGGCUAUCAAAGCGCGUGAGCUGCUGGGCACCCUCCGCUCCCAGUGGCGCGAUGCCAUCCUGCAGGCCCUGCAGAACUCCAAGCGCAGCAUGACCAGGCCCAAGAGGCUGUCCAAGUACAGUGUCCUCUACCCCUACCUGUGUCUGCUGCCAGAUGAGGAGUAUGUGGACAUCAUGCUGCAGAUCCUCAAUGAUCUGUCUCCACAAGGUGAGUCCCUGGCAGUCCUGGCCAGGGAGCUGGGCUCCAAAGUCUACGACAGGUACAUCAUCCAGAGGAAGCUGCGCAGCGGCCAGCUGGAGAAGGUGCAGCAGAUCUAUGAGAGCUACAUCCAGCUUCUAGCAAAGGACAGCCAGCCUAAACAGUACUUGCCACGGGAAUACUGGGAGAAGCUGGUGGCAGAAGCAGGCUUUGGGCCUUCCCUGAACUUGAAGACUUGCAGCUGGCCAUGUGUGCUCCUCAUGCGCCUGGGCAUGCACAUGCUGGAGCUCCUGGUGAAGGCUGUUAAGGUGCCCAGGAACAUCCUCAAUCGUCGCCUGGAGUCCAAGCCUAUCCCUGUCCUCUACCACGUCUACUCCUUCUACAGUAACUGGCAGGUCGGGCUGAUAAGGCCCCAUCCCAUCUUCUCCCAGCUUGUGUCAAACGCUGCAGAGACCACGUUGACCUUCAACUCCUCUGCCAUGCCCAUGCUGUGCCCCCCUGUGCCCUGGACCUCCCCCACUUUUGGUGCCUUUGUCCUCAACGACACCAAGCUGAUGCGUUUCAUGGAUGACACCACCCACCACCAGCUGCUCCUGGAGCAGUGUCCCCUCGUGAACCUCCACCCCGUGCUGGAUGCCCUGAACCAGCUGGGCAACUGCGCCUGGAAGAUCAACCAGCCAGUGCUGGAUAUUAUCAUCUCCAUCUUCAAUGACAAAGGGGAUGAGAAGCUGGACAUCCCACCACCCCUCUCUGAGGCUCCCAAGCCUCCCACUCCUCCUGGCAAUUCCUCCACCUGGAGCAAGUCCUUCAAGCACGAGAUGUUCCUGUGCAAGAAGAAGACUGCAGAGAUGCACAGCCUGCGCAUGGACGCGCUCUACAAGCUCUCCAUCGCCAACUACGUCAGGGACAAGGUGUUCUGGUUCCCUCACAACAUGGACUUCCGUGGCAGGACUUACCCAUGCCCACCCUAUUUCAACCACCUGGGGAACGAUGUCACCCGGGCCAUCCUGCUGUUUGCAGAGGGGAGGCCACUGGGGCCCAAGGGACUUGACUGGCUGAAGAUCCACCUUAUCAACCUGACAGGGCUGAAAAAGAAGAAUGCCUUGCAGGAGCGGCUGGAGUAUGCCAAUGAAAUCAUGGAGGACAUCCUGGACUCGGCUGACCACCCGCUCACGGGCAGGAAGUGGUGGAUGGACACCGAUGAGCCCUGGCAAGCCUUGGCAUGCUGUAUGGAAAUCGCCAAAGCCUCGAGGUCCCCAGAUCCAGCAGCCUACAUCUCUCACUUCCCAGUUCACCAGGAUGGCUCCUGCAAUGGGCUGCAGCACUAUGCAGCGCUUGGCCGGGAUCUCAGCGGCGCUGCCUCCGUCAACCUGGUGCCCUGUGGGCUCCCUCAGGAUGUCUACAGUGCAGUGGCCCAGCAGGUGGAGGAGUUUCGGAAGAAGGAUGCAGAGCGGGGUUUGAAGAUUGCCCAGGUGCUGCAGGGCUUCAUCAGCCGCAAGGUGGUGAAGCAGACGGUGAUGACAGUCGUGUACGGGGUCACUCGCUACGGCGGCCGCCUGCAGAUCGAGAAACGCCUCAAGGAGAUCGAUGAGUUCCCCGAGGAGUAUUUGUGGGAAGCAUCUCAUUAUCUGGUGAAGCAGGUGUUCAACAGCAUCAAGGAGAUGUUCUCAGCGACUCGAGAUAUCCAGAACUGGCUGACAGAGAGUGCCAAGCUCAUCGCCCAGUCAGGCCGGACGGUGGAGUGGGUCACACCUCUGGGGCUGCCCAUCAUCCAGCCCUACUAUCGCUCCAGGUCCACUGUGCUGAAUUGUGGCAUGCAGCGUUUGAGUGUGAAAACCUCCAACAGCAGCCAGAAGCCUGACACUGUGAAGCAGAAGAAUGCCUUUCCCCCCAACUUCAUCCACUCUCUGGACUCCACACACAUGAUGCUCACAGCACUGCACUGCCUCAGGAAGGGCCUGACCUUCGUCUCAGUCCACGAUUGCUACUGGACUCACGCGCUCACCGUGGAUGUCAUGAACCAGGUCUGUCGGCAGCAGUUUGUGGCUCUGCACAGUGAGAAGAUUCUGCAGGAUCUGUCUGAGUUCAUGCUGGAGAAAUAUUGCAGCUCAUCCAGCUCCAGCACAGAGCCCAUAGCCCAUUGGCAGAAGAGACUGAUGGAGCAGCUGUCAAAUGUCCCCAGGACAGGUGAAUUCAACCUGAAGCAAGUGAUGGAUUCCACAUAUUUCUUCAGCUGAGCCUGUCAGUCCACAGGGCCCUGAUAUACCUCUGGACCUCCAGCCAUGGUGGGCACUGGCCUGCAAUGCUCUUCUGUCCAAUAUCUCAUGGGGAAGAAGGUGCAGCCUCCAGCCCAGCAAGGGGCAAACGGAGACUCUGAUGGAGCAGCUUGUGGGGGACAGGGGCUCUGCACUGUUUGCUGUUCCAGCACAGGGAGAGGGCACCAAGCCCUGCAGAGGGCUGCAGCUCUGGGCUGGGGCCAAAGGAGUGGCAGGAGCCAGCGUGGCUCCCCUCAGCCCUCACCCCAGUGCUGUGAGCACUGUCCUUUGCCUGGCUGUUGCCUGUCCUGGGGUGCUGUCCCUCCUCUCCUUCCCUCUCUUGCCAGCCAGGCUCAAACUUGGCAGGGCAGGCAGCUGACCUGGCCACAGCAGGAGCCCCAGCCCUGCUCUUGAACAGGGCAGGUGCUGCUGUGCUCUGCUCCAGCUCUGGGCACUGUCCUCACUCUCCAUAGUGCAGCCUCUGCUCUUCACUCUCUUUUGCAGGGAUGAGUUUUGCUGCUGCUGACUGGGGAUCAGGCAGGGAAAACCACUAACUCGGGGGUCAACGUGUAUAAUAUUGUAAAUAAAAUGUUUUUUGAAAUACAA